AUGAAUGAGUGGCGUGGUAGGGAUCUCCGGGAUAACUAUCAUUCAAAACUCUGGGUCGAGCCACAAAGACAGUGUUGGGGCACAGGUGGUCUCUGGGAUUGCCUGAUGUUUAAAGUCUCUGGGACUACUGGCACUGUCAGACCAGAUGAUCUCCGGGAUUAUAAAAAAAGGGCCAGAGAAUGGGAAAAGACUCGUUUGUGUAUGUGGGUUCAUAUCGAUCGUCGAACUUUAAGAGGGGCAACAGUCAAUGGUGCAAUUAAUAAUGUAAAUGGAAGCGAACAAAAUUCGAUGGGCCAUUAUUUAAUACCUAAUCACGAAGGAGUUAUUAUGGAAAACGUUGAUAACGAAGAUGCUUACACAAAAAACAUCCAACUAUCUCAUGAGGUAAUGAACCUUGCAUAG
This is a messenger RNA of Dentiscutata erythropus, 402 nucleotides long. Lineage: Eukaryota; Fungi; Glomeromycota; Glomeromycetes; Diversisporales; Gigasporaceae. The record is from the annotation of a GenBank genome assembly.